AUGCUUGCUGAGCUUGAGCAUCUCGCCCGUGGCGCUGCGGCCAUACUUUGCCUACUGGUCUUCCAUGUUGCAUUGUCUGAUUUCCGUGCUCAAGCAAGGAUGUCAGGUGGGACGCAAACUUGCAUCAGCAUGGAGCGGGAUGCGCUUCUAUCCUUCAAGGCAGGCCUUCUGGACCCUGUUGGUCGUCUCUCAUCAUGGCAGGGCGAAGAAUGCUGUCAGUGGGAGGGAGUCCGGUGCAACAGCAGAACAGGUCAUGUCAUAAAGCUCGAUCUCCGCAACACCUACAUGCCUGACUAUGAUGCCGUCAUGAAUGGCUACGCCAGGCUCAACAGGCUCAACAGCCAAAGCUUGUUCAUAGAUGAGAUGAGCUCCUCUUUAGCUGUUUUGCAACAAUUGAGGUAUCUUGAUCUGAGUGGGAAUGACUUCAAUGGCACUACCAUACCUUUGUUCGUGGGCUCUCUGGAGAACUUAAGGUACCUCAAUCUCUCGUGGUCAGGUUUUGGUGGGAGAAUACCUUCCCAACUCGGUAAUCUCUCAAACUUGGAAUAUCUUGAUAUUAGUGGGAAUUACUAUCAGCAGGUUGAUAUCGGUGACAAUUAUUUAUAUCGUCUACACACCGUCGAUCUAGCAUGGUUGAAGCAUCUCCCAUUGCUGCGUAAUCUUGACAUGAGUGAUGUGGACCUCAGUCAUGUGCAGGAUUGGGUUUACCUGCUUAACAUGCAUUCUUCUCUGAUAGUGCUUCGCUUGGUAGAUUGUGGGCUUACCAGCACAAUGUCAGCUACUUCAAAAUCAAACCUCACACAUCUUGAAGUCCUUGAUCUGUCAUGCAACUCGUUUAACACAACACUAGAGCACUACUGGUUUUGGGAUCUCACCGGCCUUAAAAAGCUUCACCUAGGUGUCUGUGACUGGCAUGGACGUAUUCCUAAAGAACUGGGAAACAUGACGUCCCUUCAAGUCAUAGAUUUAGGUUUCAAUUAUCUUGUGGGUUUGAUACCGAGCAACUUACAAAAUUCUUGCAAUUUGAAAGUGUUGAUUUUUGAGUAUAACAACAUCAACGCAAGCAUAGAGGAGUUCAUGGAUCGGUUGCCAAGGUGCUCAUGGAGUACAAUACAAGAGUUCUCAGUGGGCUAUGCAAGCAUGAGCGGAAAACUACCAAUUUGGAUUGGGAACAUGACUAGUCUCACUGUUCUUUCAGCUGGUCAAAACAUGAUAACUGGUACUGUGCCGAUCGGAGUAGGGGCACUUGGUAACUUGACAGUGUUAAAACUCGGUGGAAAUAAACUCGAGGGCAUGCUCGCAAAGGAGCAUUUUUCAGGCUUACAGAAUUUAGAGUCUCUGGACUUGUCGGGCAACUCGUUGAAAAUGCAUAUUGAUCCAAAUUGGGUUCCUCCCUUUAGACUAAAGAGCAUAAACUUAGAGUCGUGCACAGUGGGGCCCCGUUUUCCAGAGUGGCUUAGAUGGCAGACCAACAUUGAUAUUCUUUAUCUCGGAAAUACAAGUUUGGAUGAUGUUAUUCCUGAUUGGUUUUGGAUGACGUUUUCCAGAGCUUUGUUCUUGGAUGCAUCAGGAAACAUGUUGCGCGGUUCAUUACCGUUAAAUCUACAACACAUGUCAACUAAAUCUCUGUCUCUUGGGUCCAAUAACCUGACAGGUCUAAUACCACGACUCCUCCCUGUAAAUAUAUCAAAAUUGCAUCUGUCUUCAAACUCUUUCUCAGGGUCAUUGCCAUUAGGGCUAAAAGCUCCAUUACUUGAGGAGUUAUCGCUAGCAAAUAAUCAAAUUAUAGGUAUCAUUCCAUGAUCACUACUGUGUACUAGGGCUCGCCUGGUGAAGAGGAACCACGAUGAUGCAGCGUGAAGGAGCCCGCGGCAAGUGCAGUUGAACUGCUCAAGAGUUGUAUGUUAAUGAUCCUUUGUGAUU
Molecule: messenger RNA, 1923 nt
Organism: Triticum aestivum (bread wheat)
Lineage: Eukaryota; Viridiplantae; Streptophyta; Magnoliopsida; Poales; Poaceae
Product: receptor-like protein EIX1
Exons: 1
Coding region: 1-1803 (600 amino acids)
Molecular function (GO): protein binding
Source: RefSeq, a predicted model, not a curated record